Neohortaea acidophila is the source of this 1209-nucleotide messenger RNA. RefSeq lists its product as uncharacterized. Gene Ontology annotation, cellular component: cytoplasm. NCBI's taxonomy places the organism in Eukaryota, Fungi, Ascomycota, Dothideomycetes, Mycosphaerellales, Teratosphaeriaceae. The record is from RefSeq and is a predicted model, not a curated record. The coding region runs from base 1 to 1209 and encodes 402 amino acids. Gene Ontology annotation, molecular function: exopolyphosphatase activity. The transcript has a single exon.
AUGUCUCGGGCAUCUCUUCGCCUCUUUCUCUCCAAUGCUAAAAGACAUGUAUCACAAUGCCUAUCCGGGGGAGGCGAGCACCACCUCUCCUUCGUCAUCGGAAACCAAUCUGCCGACCUGGACUCCAUUACUUGCGCUCUAGUCUAUGGCUACCUUCAAUCUUUCACAGCCCAAACAGCCAAAACGCAAGGAUACAUCAUCCCAAUCACAAACAUCCCCUCGCGCGACUUACGCCUACGUCCCGAGCUCACCGCUUUACUAAAGAACGUCAAUUUGAAACCCUCGGACUUGAUCACUCUCGAUGACUUGGGGAAUUUGCACGAGUCUCUCCCGUCGGAUCGAACAGACUGGACACUCGUGGAUCACAAUGCCUUGUUAGGAGAGCUUGGCAAGCACUACUCCAAACGAGUCAAAGCCGUCAUCGACCACCACGACGACGAGAAGGCUGUGCCGCAAGAUGCAUCACCCCGGAUUAUAGAAAAGAGCGGAAGCUGCUGUAGUCUCGUUGUCAACUCUUUCCGCAAUGUCUGGGAUUCUGCAUCGACAUCAUCAACGGAUACUCGUACUGGUGAUAUCGAGCCCGAAGAAGCAGAUGCCCAAGUCGCCCUUCUCUCGCUCGGACCAAUUUUAAUCGACACAGUGAACCUGAGAUCCGAGGACAAAACCACACCUCACGACCGCCAAGCCGUCGACUAUCUAGAAUCCAAAAUCAACUCUUCCCGCAAACUGCAUCAGACAUACGAGCGGGACGCGUUCUACAAUCAACUCAACGAUGCAAAAUCCAACCUGGACGCGCUCACGUUACCCGAGAUCCUGGAGAAGGACUACAAAGAGUGGCACGAGGGCGAUCUUACUUUGGGCAUCAGCUCUUCUGUCAAGUCAAUCAAGUAUCUGAUGGACAAGGAUGCAAACUUCACCAACGUACUACUGGAGUUUGCGAAAGGGAAGAAGUUGGAUCUUUUCGCAGUCAUGACGGCACAUAACGAGUCUGAUUCUUUCGCACGCCAGCUGCUUUUGUUGGCUGUGAGUGAGAACAAGGCCAUAGAUGUUGCUGAGAAGUUCGUCACGGCAAACCAAGGCGACCUGAAGCUGGAAGAAAACGAUCCUGGACUCGAGGCUUCUGGCUCGAAAUGGAUCAAGAUCUGGCAGCAGGGUAAUUUGGCUGCAAGUAGAAAGAAAGUCGCGCCUGCUUUAAGGAAAGUAAUGUAA